AUGCUGCUAGCGGGAUUCCUGCUACAGACUGCCUUUGGCUGGUCUCAAUUUGUUUUGUUCUCUAGGCGACCCUCGGCUUUCUUGUCCUAUGAAGCUUCCUCAUCUCCUCCCGAGUUCUAUUACACGACCUCGGUCGUCAACAGCGACAAUUGGAUUGGCUUCUUCCCCCAAGGCACCGGGCCUGGCCGAGAAGGAGACCGAACCUACACAGGUUGGGCAGUUGCUCCUGAUGCAAGCGGAUCGGUGACGGCAGACAACGACUUUGAUCCAUGCACACCGGCGGGAGAGUACGAAGCAUACUUUUUCAAAAAGGGCGAUCGGGCCAAUCCGCUUGGUGGGCCAGCUCGUUUCACCUAUCCAGGCAACCCAAACUACAAAAGAUGCAGUGACGGAAGAUGCAUCCGCAGUGAAGCUAGCUGUGCUUGCCGCAACGGCCAGAAGCUGUGCAAGCAUCAUUGCAUCAACGACGAUGAACCCUGUGAUGGGCGCUGCCAAGACGGCUACGAAAAGUGCAACGGCAAGUGCCUUGGCACCGAUUUCCCUUGCAACGGCCAAUGCGUUUGGGGCAAGAGACGGUGCAACGAUAGAUGCAUCAACGCAGACUUGCCUUGCAACGGCCAAUGUGAGAAUGGCCUGAAGGCAUGCAACGGGAAAUGCAUCAGCAAUGAUGCUCCAUGCGAGGGCCAGUGUGGGCAGGGCAAGAGGGCGUGCGACAAGAAAUGCAUCAACGACGACGUCCCGUGCAACGGACAGUGCGAGAGCGGCAACAAGGUGUGCAAGGGCAAGUGCAUAAAAUCCGGUGCACUCUGCUGUCCAGAGGGCCAGAAGGAUUGCCACGGCAGUUGUAUCCCGACUUCCAACGAGUGUAAAGCCACCACCUGUGGCUUGCUCAGGGGUAACACCAACUGCGUCAGUACGCACAUGAUUCGGUGGCAAGCCGGUUACUUUACUCCCGAAAAGUGUGCCAACCUCUGCCGGUCCGAGCCGGACUGCAAGUCGUCCGUCGCGGCGACGCAAUACGACGGCGGAUGCUACCUUUUGCGCGGGGAUGUCGCGACUUGCGCGGGAGCGCCCGGCUACAGCACCUGGACGUAUUCUGACCGCGACUGCUACCCGCCGGGAUCGCACGCGAAAAUGUGCGACUUGAGGCGCGGCGCGAGCCCGUGCACUGGUCAGGCGGAACAGAUUCGCUACGUCGCACGCGCCAGCACUCCCGCGCAGUGUGCGGCGGAAUGCAAGUCGUCGUCCGAGUGCAAGUCGUAUGUCGUUGCCCUGAAUGACAAUGCCGGAUGCUAUCUUUACAGGGAGAAUCUUGGCAUUUGUCGUGGUAGGCCCGACUCUGCUGGCUGGAAAUACUUUGACCGCGACUGCUGA
Beauveria bassiana ARSEF 2860 is the source of this 1374-nucleotide messenger RNA. RefSeq lists its product as uncharacterized. The record is from RefSeq and is a predicted model, not a curated record. Lineage: Eukaryota; Fungi; Ascomycota; Sordariomycetes; Hypocreales; Cordycipitaceae. The transcript has a single exon. Bases 1 to 1374 code for a protein of 457 amino acids.